AUGUCUACAUCUGACUCGGACCCUAAUGUCUGCAUCAGUCUCAAUGAAAGCGACUUAUCUUGUCGCAACUACUUCCCCAAGAAGGAUGAACCUGGCCCGUGCCAGAAGUGCGCGCUUCUGAACAAGCUCGACCAAGAGACCGACGAGUUCAAGCGGAAAGGUGUCAGUGACAUCACCCAGCUGAGGACUGGCCGCAAUGUAGCGAUUGCGGCGCCACAGCCGCGAGGCUUCAGAACGAAUUGUGUGGCCAGUGCAAACGGAACAAGGGACUCAUACAUGAAAGCGUUGAAGCAGCUCAACUACACCGUAGUCAGGCAUUUCAAGCCCGCAUGCAAACAUCAUCGCGCACGCAAGCUGGCCGCUAGCUCGGCAUCUGCAUUUCCUCUAACGACAGAGUCUCUCAACGCUGCUCGCCCUGGGCGUAUGCCAGCUUCACCGGACAGCCAAAAUCAGGCUAUGGGGGUUCGACUCAUUUGGCUCACAUUUCAGGCACGCGUGUCCAAGAAGCUUGAUACACGCCUUGGCAUGCAUAUGGCUGCCUACGAAGACAAUCUCCUGAUUGAAGGUCUGCAUCACACGGAGAUCACGAUCAUGACCUAUCCCAAGGCCUUGCGGCGCGACGAAGUUCUUCUGCGUUUUGAAGGGAACAAACUCCCCAUUCCGGGGAGCGAUAUCCUCCUAUUGGCCGACUUUUACCGCCUGCAUACCACUGGGGCUAACAAAGAAAUUUAUGUGCCGAAGACUCGUAAAGUACCUGGCGGCUCGAAAAACUCACACACUCUUACACUCGAGUUGUUGAUCGAGCUGGAUGCGUACACUGAUCGUAUUGAAGAUACCGACACCACCACAUCCCUCAGGAAGAGUACUAAACGCAAAGCCGACACUGACGCCAUGUCCGCCCCUGUUGGGAAACAGCCUCGGAAUGCAGCUACUGGUUCCGUCGAGAUCACAUGGCCUGCAGUGAAAAAGACGGUCGUAGCGAAGCUUGAGGUGGACAAGAUGAUGUCUGGACAGACUAAACAUGUGUACCGGCACUGGCUCACAGUUACUUCUACUCGCGUGCAGCUGUUUAUGGACGGCACAACAUACGUUGCGAAGCGUUUCUUUAACAUCGGUGGUGACGGAGCCCCAGGCCGGCGUGUAUCCCCAUCACAGAACUACCAGAACCUCUAUCAGGAGGUGUGUCGCGCCAUUCAAGGCCAGUGGUUCCUUGACGAGUUCUACAAACUGGUUCGCCAGAGAGACAUCGAGGUCGACAUGUCUUUCCGCUUUGUUCGUCCGCUCCUCGCCAAAGAGGUCAUUGAUGAUCUUGGCAGCUUUUCGCUCGCGUCAGGCGUCUCGCAAGCAGACAUCGACAGUGACAGCGAACCUGACAAAGCCGGUGCUUACUGGCUUAUUGAACCUCGUCGAGCAGCCUCCGUUCGCCGCUGGAGCGGCACCAUGUCACACCCAGUUGUUGCCGGUCAAAAGGGGGCAACCAUGUCCGUGCUUGCCCAUUUUAUCUACGGUUACUCAAACUCCGAGCUCGUUGCUGCUGAUCUACAAAGUACAAUUGCUGGUACAGACACGGGAACAGUGGCCGAUGUGAUCUUUGAUAUCAUGACCCAUACUCCAGAUGGAAACUCUGGUGUAGGUGACCACGGUCAGGAAGGGAUAGAUGCUUUCAUUGAGCAACAUGAAUGCAACUAUCUCUGCAAGGAGAUGGGCUUGGUGACGGAAGGUGGUGGCAGUGACGGCGAUUAG
Molecule: messenger RNA, 1743 nt
Organism: Rhodofomes roseus
Lineage: Eukaryota; Fungi; Basidiomycota; Agaricomycetes; Polyporales; Fomitopsidaceae
Product: kinase-like domain-containing protein
Exons: 12
Coding region: 1-1743 (580 amino acids)
Biological process (GO): protein phosphorylation
Molecular function (GO): ATP binding; protein serine/threonine kinase activity
Source: RefSeq, a predicted model, not a curated record